This is a messenger RNA of Malus domestica (apple), 2269 nucleotides long. Its product is annotated as phosphomethylpyrimidine synthase, chloroplastic. The record is from RefSeq and is a predicted model, not a curated record. NCBI's taxonomy places the organism in Eukaryota, Viridiplantae, Streptophyta, Magnoliopsida, Rosales, Rosaceae. Gene Ontology annotation, molecular function: carbon-carbon lyase activity; iron-sulfur cluster binding. Gene Ontology annotation, biological process: thiamine biosynthetic process.
UAAAAUGCUACAACGUAAUCUUAGGCAAGUGCUCAGAUUGUCAUUGAAAUUUUCAGUUGUGAGAGAGAGAACAAGAUAAGCCUGUGAGAAGCCUUCCUUCUUCUACCAGCCCCAGAAAUGGCAUCGGUGCAUAGUGCCCUGACAUCGGUUGUGUGCAAGAAUGGCAGUCAUUCUUCUGCAGCAAAGUUCCCAGCUACCACCUUCUUGCCCGGGUUUGAUGCCGUGGGGCGUCUUUCAAGCCCGUUCAAGAAGGAAGUGUGCCUUAGUUCCCUGAGCUCAGGUGCCAAAGCUACACUUACCUUUGAUCCCCCAGCAACCAAUUCCGAGAAACCCAAGCUACCAAGGCAUACAGCCGAUCCCGCUUCUCCUGAUUUUCUGCCUCUUCCGUCCUUUGAACAAUGUUUUCCCAAGAGCACAAAAGAACACAGGGAAGUUGUUCACGAAGAAACUGGCCAUGUGCUCAAAGUUCCCCUUCGACGAGUCCACCUGGCUGGGGAUGAACCUCCAUUCGACAACUAUGACACUAGUGGUCCACAAAACAUAAGCCCGCGCGUUGGUCUCCCUAAACUGCGGAAAGAUUGGAUUGAGAGGCGAGACAAAUUAGGUGCACCAAGAUACACUCAGAUGUACUAUGCUAAGCAGGGAAUUAUAACUGAGGAGAUGUUGUACUGUGCUGCUCGUGAGAAGCUUGACCCAGAGUUUGUGAGAUCAGAAGUGGCUCGUGGGCGGGCAAUUAUCCCUUCCAAUAAGAAGCACUUGGAGCUGGAGCCAAUGAUCGUUGGGAGAAAAUUUCUGGUCAAGGUUAAUGCAAACAUAGGAAACUCUGCUGUUGUCAGCUCUAUCGAAGAGGAAGUUUAUAAAGUCCAGUGGGCAACUAUGUGGGGUGCUGACACUGUCAUGGAUCUGUCUACAGGACGUCACAUCCAUGAGACCCGUGAGUGGAUCCUACGUAACUCCCCUGUGCCAGUAGGGACAGUACCCAUUUAUCAAGCGCUUGAAAAAGUGGAUGGAAUUGCAGAAAACCUGAACUGGGAAGUGUUCAGAGAAACUCUUAUUGAACAAGCCGAGCAGGGUGUAGAUUACUUCACCAUCCAUGCCGGGGUUCUACUGCGGUACAUCCCACUAACAGCAAAGCGUAUGACAGGAAUUGUUUCACGAGGAGGAUCCAUUCAUGCAAAGUGGUGCUUAGCUUAUCACAAAGAGAAUUUUGCUUAUGAGCACUGGGAUGACAUACUCGACAUCUGCAAUCAAUAUGAUGUCGCCCUGUCAAUUGGUGACGGGCUGAGACCUGGUUCGAUUUAUGAUGCUAAUGACACUGCACAGUUUGCAGAGCUGUUAACUCAGGGAGAACUGACCCGUAGGGCAUGGGAAAAGGAUGUGCAGGUAAUGAAUGAAGGGCCAGGGCAUGUUCCAAUGCACAAGAUUCCGGAAAACAUAAAACAGCUUGAAUGGUGUAAUGAAGCGCCUUUCUACACUCUUGGUCCUCUAACAACUGAUAUUGCUCCUGGAUACGAUCACAUCACCUCUGCCAUUGGUGCUGCCAACAUUGGGGCUCUAGGCACCGCCCUUCUCUGUUACGUAACCCCGAAGGAGCAUCUGGGAUUGCCAAACCGAGAUGAUGUGAAGGCUGGAGUUAUAGCAUAUAAGAUAGCUGCUCAUGCCGCUGAUCUAGCCAAAGGUCACCCACAUGCUCAAGCCUGGGAUGAUGCAUUGAGCAAGGCAAGAUUUGAGUUCCGGUGGAUGGACCAGUUUGCCUUGUCACUAGACCCUAUGACUGCCAUGUCAUUCCAUGACGAAACCCUGCCAGCAGAUGGUGCCAAGGUGGCCCAUUUUUGCUCCAUGUGCGGUCCAAAGUUCUGUUCAAUGAAGAUAACGGAGGAUGUGAGGAAGUAUGCUGAAGAGCAUGGUUACGGGAGUGCUGAGGAAGCUGUGAUCCGUGGAAUGGAUGCUAUGAGUGCUGAGUUUCUUGCUGCCAAGAAAACUGUGAGCGGGGAACAGCAUGGUGAAGUUGGAGGGGAAAUUUACUUGCCAGAAAGUUAUAUAAAAGCUGCCGAGAGGUGAAGUUGCAGGAUCACGUGAAUAACCAGAAUCAGUUUGACGACUCUGGAGGCUUUCGUGCAUGAUCGGCUUGUGCAGCGAGGUUUUCAUUUUCAUGCUAUGGUAUAGACAUAGUUUGGUGUGUGUGAAAUAAUUCUGAAGACUCAUGACAUUAUCGUUUUCUUGCUUGAGCUUACGUUUCUCCGUAAUAAAAUGCUUUCCGUUCAUAUUA